Phalacrocorax carbo (great cormorant) is the source of this 1356-nucleotide messenger RNA. The record is from RefSeq and is a predicted model, not a curated record. NCBI's taxonomy places the organism in Eukaryota, Metazoa, Chordata, Aves, Suliformes, Phalacrocoracidae.
AUGUCCCCCCCCGCCCAGCCGGGGGUGCCGGGCGGGCGCGGCUCUAAGGUGCCCCCGGCGCGGAAGCUCCUCUGCAUGUGCAGCCUCUCCCUCUGCCUCACCUACCUGUGCUACAGCCUCAUGGGGGGCACCGGCCCGGGCGCCCUGCGCUCCCCCGCCGCCCUCCCCGGCACGGCGGCCCCCCGCUCCCCGGCCGCGCUCCCCGGCACGGCGGCCCCCCGCUCCCCGGCCGCGCUCCCCGGCACGGCGGCCCCCCGCUCCCCGGCCGCGCUCCCCGGCACGGCGGCCCCCCGCUCCCCCGCCGCCCUCCCCGGCACGGCGGCCCCCCGCUCCCCCGCCAGCCCCCCGGGCAGCUCCGCCGCUCCGACGCGGGCCUCCAACGGCAGCCGGGAAGGGGCGGCGGGCGCCUGGCUGCGGACGCCGCUGGCCCCCGGGGAGGUGAUCACGGCGCAGAGCGGAGCCUUCGAGAGGGACCCGCAGGAGUCGAGCACCACGGACGAGGAGCUGAGCCGGGCCGGCAGCCCGGCGGGCCGCGGCGGCGGCAGCACCACGCCGGACUACGGGGAGAAGCGGCUGCCGCAAGCCCUCAUCAUUGGGGUGAAGAAGGGGGGGACGCGGGCGCUGCUGGAGGCCAUCCGGGCGCACCCCGACGUGCGCGCCGUGGGCACCGAGCCCCACUUCUUCGACAGGAACUACGAGAAGGGGCUGGAGUGGUACAGGAACGUGAUGCCCAAGACUCUGGACGGGCAGAUCACCAUGGAGAAGACCCCCAGCUACUUCGUGACAAAUGAGGCCCCCAGGCGCAUUCACUGCAUGGCCAAGGACACGAAGCUGAUCGUGGUGGUGAGGAACCCGGUCACCCGGGCCAUCUCGGACUACACGCAGACGCUCUCCAAGAAGCCGGAGAUCCCCACCUUCGAGGUGCUGGCCUUCAAGAACCGGACCCUGGGGCUGAUCGACGCCUCCUGGAGCGCGAUCCGCAUCGGGAUCUAUGCCCUGCACUUGGAGAACUGGCUCCAGUACUUCCCCCUCUCCCAAAUCCUUUUUGUCAGUGGCGAGAGGCUCAUCACUGACCCGGCUGGGGAAAUGGCCAAGGUCCAGGACUUCUUAGGCCUCAAGAGGAUUGUGACAGAGAAACAUUUUUAUUUCAAUAAAACCAAGGGGUUCCCCUGCCUAAAGAAGCCAGAGGACAGCAGUGCUCCCCGGUGCUUGGGCAAGUCCAAGGGUCGAACUCACCCCAAAAUAGACCCAGACGUCAUCCACAGACUGCGGAAGUUUUACAAACCCUUCAAUGUCAUGUUUUACCAAAUGACGGGCCAAGAUUUCCAGUGGGAGCAGGAAGAAAGUGAUAAGUAG